This is a messenger RNA of Spirodela intermedia, 2694 nucleotides long. The record is from the annotation of a GenBank genome assembly. Lineage: Eukaryota; Viridiplantae; Streptophyta; Magnoliopsida; Alismatales; Araceae.
AUGGUCACCGCUGUACUGCGACAGGUUCCCCGCUUCACCGGCCUUCAAGGCUCACCUCGAAGACUGCUUCUUCCCAGCUUCCUAUCCCGAGUUCCGGUGGUCUACAGCUUCAGAGACCUAUCUACCUCCGCACCUCAGGCCUCCGAUCUCCUCCUCGGCCAGUUCUUUCCUUCCGGGGGAGACUUGCCGCAGCCGUCGCUCUUGAAUCACCAGCGGCGAGCGGUGCUCGUCGGUCUAGCCAAGGCCAUCAAGACACCGGGAUGGCUCCCUGCCCUAGGAAGCUUCUCCCUCGGCUUCCAUCCCCUCCAUCUGGCCAGGAUUUUGGGUUCCUUCGCCGAUCACCGUGUCGCCGUAGCGUUCUUCGGCUACGCGCUCCGCAACAGGUCGGCUUGCACGGCCCGUGCUUGCUGCUCCGUCGUCCGCCUCCUGCUCACCGAAGACCUCGGCGGCGAUGGCUCCCGCUCCCUGAAACCGCUCGCCGAGGAGAUCCUCUCCUGCGUGAUCAGGAGGAUGUAUUCCCCGCGCGGCCUCCCGCUGGUGGAUCUCGCCUUGGAAGACGACGCGUUCGGCUCCUCGAAAUACGCGACCCUCAAUCUGUUCCUCAGGGCCUUCGUGAAAUGCGACAUGGUAUUGGAGGCAAUGGAGGUGUUGGGGAAGAUUAGGAAUAAGGGGCUUCAGCCGAGCCAGGGAGCUUUGAGCUCUCUCACAAAGCUCUUGUUUCAGAAGUGUCAGCUCAGAAGCAUAUGGAAGCUGUUCAAAGAGUUGAUGCGUGAAGGGCCAUGGCCGAGUGUGCGAUGCUUCAACGACAUGAUUCUAGGGUUCUGCCUGAGGGGAGACGUCCGUAUCGCAGAGAAUCUCUUGAAGAUAAUGCACAAAUUCCACCGGCAACCCGACGUCUGUAGCUUCAACAUCGUGAUCAAGGCUCAUUGCAUGUACGGUCGAUCAUCGGACGCAUUUGGGCUUCUCCGCAUGAUGCACGAGGAAGGCUGUUCUCCCAGUGUCGUCACUUUCAAUAUCCUGAUUAAUGUCUUGUGCAGAGAAGGGAGAAUGGGAGAUGCACAGAGGCUCUUCGACGAAAUUCCCAAACAGGGCGCUGGCUUGAACAGGAUCACAUUCAAUGUUUUGAUGGAUGGAUAUGUCAAAGCCGGACAAGUUGACAGGGCCUUCUCAGUGUAUGAGGAGAUGAUGGCCAAAGGGUUGUCUCCUGAUUGCUACACCUUCAACAUUCUCACAGCAGGGGACCUCAAGUUUCGGAGGGAGGGUGAGAGAGUGAUGAACCGUGUUCUAAACGUUGAGAACUUCUCCAUGAAUUCUGCGUUGGAUAUAGUGAUCUCAAGAUGUUGCUGGGAAGGGCAACUAAGUAAAGCUAGGGAGCUUCUUGACAGUGCGCUAGAGGAGGGCAUCAUGCCGACCAUUGUAGCAUUCAAUGCUGUCCUUGCUGCGUACAGUAAGGCUGGUCUGGAGGAAGAAGCCUUUGAGUUCUACCACCUCAUGAGGAAAUUCGGUCUUGCAGCUUCAGCAUCCACAUGUAACUCUCUAGUUAUGUGCUUGUGUGACCAGGGUAGAAUGAAUGAAGCCAGAGAGCUGCUUGACAAAAUGGUGGAAAGGGGAUGUCGUAUAAACAAAUCUACAUUCACACUACUCUUAGAUGGGUUCUUCAGAGAGGGUGAUGCUGACGGAGCAGGUAGAGUAUGGGACAGCAUGAAGAGUUAUGGGAUAUUGCCUGAUGUCAUUGCUUUCUCAGCCUAUAUUAAUGGUCUCUGUAUAUCAGGCUCCAUGGACAAGGCAUAUGAAGCUUUCCUCGAGAUGCACCAGAGGCAACUAGUUCCAAACAAUUUUGUUUAUAAUUCUCUCAUGAAUGGGUUUGUAAGAGAUGGGAAUCUGUCUGAUGCAUGGAAUUUGGAGAGGAAGAUGAAAGAAAAUGGGCUUACUCCUGAUGUCUUUACAAAGAACAUCAUCAUCAAGGGAUUAUGUGGUGAGAAAAUAAUGGACAAGGCAAAUGAUGUCUAUAUGAGCAUGUACUCCUGUGGCUUAAAACCUGAUGUUGUUACAUACAACACUUUAGUUGGUGCAUAUUGUAAGGAGCGUGACCUGAGGAGUGCACUGAAUAUCAUUACCAAGAUGACAUUAGAAGGCUGUGACCCUGAUAUCACCACAUAUAAUAUAUGGAUUCAUGGGCUUUCUACAGCUUGCAAGAUGAACCAAGCCUUGAGAGUAAUAGAUGAUAUUGUUUCCAAAGGCGUCCUUCCAAACACCGUCACUUACAAUACUUUGAUGAAUGGCAUAUGUACUGAAGUCUGGCAUUGUAAAAUUAUUCAGGAUCGCGUACUUAUUAUGACCGGGAAGCUUAUCAAGAUGGCCUUCUUCCCAAAUGUUGUCACGGUUAAUAUUCUACUCUCUCACUUGUGCAGACAAGGGCUGGCAGAGAGGGCAGUGCUGUGGGAACAGAGGCUCAGUCAGGUACCAUUCCCUUUUGACAUCACUACAUGUAACAUAUUAAAUUGGGCCAGACGUUGUAUUGAACAUGCUGAGACCACACGGCCAGAUCAACAAAUUAGCUUGUUCCUGGAAGCUCUCAUGUAUAUUGCACUUGAUUCCAUAUGUCGAAAUAGAUCAUCACAUUAUAGACCCGUAGUUGUCACCACAAUUCUGGAUCAUUGUUCUGGCGAGCCUCCUCAAAUGGUGCAAAUUUGA